Molecule: messenger RNA, 657 nt
Organism: Pneumocystis jirovecii RU7
Lineage: Eukaryota; Fungi; Ascomycota; Pneumocystomycetes; Pneumocystales; Pneumocystaceae
Exons: 7
Coding region: 1-657 (218 amino acids)
Biological process (GO): regulation of DNA-templated transcription
Cellular component (GO): Rpd3L complex; Rpd3L-Expanded complex; nucleus
Source: RefSeq, a predicted model, not a curated record
AUGUUAGCCACUUUAACAUCAACAUUUCGAGACCUGGAAGACCUGGAAGACUCAGUAGAAACGUCAGAAGACGUUUUAUCUGCAUUCAAUGACGUUACAGAACAUCUUCCUGUUGAUCUUUUACGUUCACUACAGCUGAUACGACAACUCGAUGAUGAAAGCACACUUUGUGUAAACCAACUUGAUGAACUCGCUUUGAGUGUAUCAACAGAACAUCCAGAACAAUAUAUAGAAAUGGCGCAAUUGCUGAAGACAUCUAUACAAAACCGUUCAGUUACCCUUUCAGAGACUCAUAAACUCUAUAAAUCAGUUGAACAACAUCUUCAUACUGUUAAUCAAACGUUGCAGAAACUAAAAGAAGCAUGGUUAGAGAGCCAAAAUGUAAAAAAAGUAGAGAAAACAACAGAAGUUUCUCAGAAAAAAAAACCUCCGUCAUCCAAAAAAAAACAACGUCAUGAUAAAUCCAUUGCAGAGCCAAGAUAUUGUUUUUGUAACCAAAUAUCCUAUGGACGAAUGAUUGCAUGUGAUAAUCAUAACUGUACAAAAGAAUGGUUCCAUUGGGACUGUGUUAGCAUCACAUCGGCCCCUAAAGGCAAAUGGACAUGUUCAGAUGAGUGUGCACUUGCUAUUGGGCAUAAACAAAAAAAGAAGUUAUAA